UUUAAGCAAUUCGACCACGUUGUCUGAUCAAGGUCAUAUAGUUUAAAAUAGUAUAGUUUUUGGUAUUGGGUCACGUGGUAUCCAUGUGAUAUAUCCAUAUAAGUAAUACAAAAAAAUUACGUGAGGUACCAGUUUACCCAUUUCUUGGCUAUCAUGACGUGAUGUAGGCGACAUAACAUAUUAUGAUAAAUAUCACUACUUUUCUCAGUAUCAGUUAAAAGUUUCUUGGAACUGAAACUCUUAAAAAGAGAUACUUAUAGUCUUACCGACGUCGAUGAUGGUAGGCGCAUUUUGAAUAUGGAUUUGACAAAAGCUGUAGCCAUUGUUGGCGUAGCUUGCAAUUUUCCGGGAGGUGAAGGUGUUGAUAAAUUUUGGGAGACUCUCGUGGAAUCCAAAAAUCAUCUCAAAAUCAUCCCAUCUGAGCGUUUCAACAUUAAUGCUUUCUAUGAUCCAAACAGGGAUGCCAAAGGGAAAACGUCUACAAAACAUGCUGCCUUUUUGGACAGUGUGUUCGACUUCGACAAUCGUCUCUUCAACAUUAAUGAGAUGGAAGCAUCCAGGUCUGACCCCCAGCAUAGAAUCACCCUGGAAUGUGUCUUCAAAGCCUUUGAAGACGGAGGUUUCCCUUUAAAUGAGAUAAGUGGCUCCAACACCGGCGUGUAUAUAGGUUCGAUGAACGAUGACUAUAGAGGUGUGACAGGGGAAACCUUCGACUCUGACAACUACAUGGCUACCGGUACGGCUAAAGCAAUCCUUGCAAACAGAGUGUCCUAUACAUUCAACCUGCUAGGUCCAUCGCUGGCUGUAGACACAGCAUGCUCAUCCUCGUUGGUAGCCAUACACCUGGCUAGACAGGCAAUAUUGGCAGGAGAGUGUGAUAUGGCAGUCUGUGGAGGUACGAAUGUAAUACUGACCCCUUACAUGUUUGUCAACCUUUCAAAGGCACGAAUGGCAUCUGAGAAAGGACAAUGCCAUGCUUUCUCAGAAGAUGCUGAUGGUUACAUUAGAGGCGAAGGGUGUGGCAUUGUGAUUUUGAAAUCUGUGGAACAGGCUCUGAGGGACAAUGACAGAAUAUGGGGAUAUAUCGGAACUGGAAUAAACUCAGAUGGUCGCUUUGAGACCCCGAUGACAGCCCCUUCCAUGGAAAGACAACAGAAACUUAUUGAAAAUGUCCUCGCAAAAAUGGAUGUUGAUCCUAAACACAUAGACUUUGUGGAAGCUCAUGGAACCGGGACCAAAGCUGGAGAUCCGAUAGAAGCAAAGAGCAUAGGAUUGGCGAUAGCAACAAAACGUCCUAAAGAAUUCGGUCCCUGUCCCGUUGGGUCAGUAAAAACGAAUAUUGGGCAUACAGAAUCAGCAGCCGGGGUAGCAGGUCUUAUAAAGAUUUUACUCAUGAUGGCACACGACCAGAUUGCACCUUCCAUUAUUUUCAAUAGACAAAACCCAAAGAUUGACUUUGAAAAGUUAAACAUAAGAUUGCCGAAAGAGACUGAGGCUUGGUCCAAACAUCCUGAAAAACCACGACUAGCCUCGCUCAAUUGCUAUGGAUUUGGAGGAACAAACUCUUUUGGAAUAGUCCAACAGCACUCGCAAGAUGAGACACCAACUUGUGAAAUGCGCACAAAGGUGAUAGUUGUCAUUUCAGCUAACAACGCGUUAUCUCUGAAAGAAUCAACAAAAGACUUGUUGACAAGUUUAGAGACAGUUGAAAUAGAACUUAAGCAGCUUGCAUACACUUCGACUGUCAGACGAACGCACUAUGAUAGGAGGAUCGCUAUAGUCGGUGCCGACAUUGCAGAGAUAAAGAAAGGACUAGAAGUACAUCUAGAUACUAUUGAUACAAAGCAGAAACAAAAGGAAAAGCUUCAAACAAUAUUUGUAUUUUGUGGGAUGGGGACUCAUUGGCUUAGUAUGGGUGUUGAGAUGCUUACAAACCAUGUUAAGAGUGCUUUCUCACAGACUCUAAUUAGCGUCGAUGAACAUAUCUCAAAGAGCGAAGGAUGGUCAUUGAUCGACAAGUUAAAAACUCAAAGUGAUUUAUCCGACCCUUCUGUAGGCCAACCUGCAAUAUUUGCGAUAGAAGUGGCUCUUGCACGACAGUGGAUUGAGUGGGGCAUUAAACCAACCUGUAUUAUAGGUCACUCUGUGGGAGAAGUAGCAGCAUGCUGUGUUGCUGGAAAACUAUCUCUGAAAAAUGCAACCGAUGUAGUGGUAGCACGUGGGAAAUGCAUCCAGGAAGCGAGUGGAGGGAGCAUGCUUGUUGUGAGCAACUUUGACAUCACGCGUAUCAAACAAGAGGCCGAUACUUUCGAUGUAGAGAUUGCUGCAAUAAAUAGUCAAACAUCGUGUACACUGUCCGGAUCUAAAAAGAACAUUACAGCAAUGCUCGAUCAUCUCAAUGAUGUAAAACAGGCAGAAGGCAUCAAUAUAUUCCUACGAGAGCUAGACGUAUCGGUUGCCUACCAUAGUAGAUUCAUGGAUCCUAUCUUGGGAAAACUGAAGACUGAAUUGAACCACCUCAGUCUGCAUCCUCCAUUGAUUGAACUACAUAAGCCGCAUUUCAUAUCAUCGGUCACUGGUGUACCUGCAACGGGAAGUGAUUAUAAUACGGUUGAGUACUGGUUGCGAAAUGUAAGGCAGACAGUCUUGUUCAGGGAUGCCAUGGAAACAGCGAUUGAUAGCUCGUGCCAUAACAUAAUUCUAGAGGUCGGACCACGACCAGCAUUGAGGAAAAAUAUAAAAGACAUCGUCGGAAAAUAUCCUCAUACAAUUUUGCCAUCAUUCAAACAGAACGAAGAAUGGUCCUGCCUGAUAGCUUCCCUAGGGCAAUUGUAUGAACAGGGUUUGGACGUAGAUUGGAAUAAGGUUUUCCUCGUAAAGUAUACACCAAUUCCAUUCCCAAGGUAUCAAUUCAAACGUAAUCAUUUGAAAUAUUACCCAGAUGAGGCAGAAAUUCUGUACAAAACCGGAGAUGUUGGAAAUGUUGGUAUAUUACAAACACAUCCCUUCAUAAAAAGCUGCCUUGAUGAAGGACAUUUUGUAUGUGAUGUAAAGAGAAACACAAUGCCAUUUGUAUUCGACCAUAAAUCAUCAAAUAGGAUAUUAAUUCCUGGUGCAACAUACGCAGAACUAGGCAUGAGCUGCUCCAUGAUGUGUAACAAGCGACUGGCUCUUUCUGAAUGUGCGUCAACUUUCAUUCAGUUCAUCAGUCCAUGUACGCUGGAAAGCGACAACUCUACGAGGAAACUAGACAUACGCAUUUCCAACGAGAAAAGCAAUAUCACAGAAUUUACAAUCAGUUCUGAAAAAACGACCCAUGCAACUGGCUCAACGACAAUUUUCGAAAGUUAUACAGGUGAAACAAGCAUUGACGUUAAGCAGAUUGAAGCCAGAUGUCCAACUGAGAAAGAUGGAACUGUCAUGUAUAAACAAUUAGAGAAAUUUAAGUUUACUUAUGGCCCUAGUCUGCAGGGAAUAAAAAGCUACAAAACUAAUGGCAAAGAGUGGCUCUUGAGGUUUUCAACUCCAAAAUCGAUCGUCGAAGAGAAAGACAGGAUGCUCAUUCACCCGUCAGUCCUGGACAACAUCCUCCAAGCUCUUGCCCUUGUUCCAGUAGAUGGGGCCAUUGCAUUUCCGUUUGAACUCGGAAAAUUGACAGUUCGAAAAAGCAUACCUUCUGAUGCUUUGAUCUACAUAAGAUCAGAAUCGACCCAAAGAGAUUGUAUCAUCUGUCAUGCAGCAUUGCUGACAAACACUGGUGAAGUCAUAGUUGAAUGCAAGAACAUAAUAUUGCGUUUGCUUACGGGAGAGAAGAUCUUGCACCAACCUGAUGUUUCAUACAGUAUACAUUGGGAGAAAUUGCAGACUGUUAGUCACCUUGGAAAUAUGUCCAACUCAAAGAAAUGUCUUAUUCUGGAAGAUACAAAUGGAAUAUUGAAGAAGCUACGGCCGUUUGUCAAUACAGAAUCGACAUUCAUCUCUCCCCCUACAGUGGACUCUUACGAAGACUUCAUAGGAAGAAAUCUUUCCUUAGAAAACAUACUGAGAUGUCACACUGACACCUUGGGCGAUUAUGAAUUAGUUAUAUUUGCCUGGGGAAUUCCUGAGAUAGAAGACAUUGAUAUUCAAUCUAGGAUGGUUCAAGUUGAAACACCUAUUUUGUUUGCAUGUUCAGCACUGAGACAACUCGUCCAAUGUAUUCAUAGAGUGUCUUCUAAGACGCCUCUAUAUAUCGUAACAAAAGGUUCGCAGGUUUUUCACGAUAUCGGAUCACCUAUUGAUCUCUGUGGCAGCUCUAUUUGGGCUAUGACUCGAGCAUUUGCAAGGGAGAGAGUCUUUGAUCACCUUUUUCUGAUAGACUUUUCAACUGGUUGUAACUCAGAAGUUGAAAACUUGGUGCAUCAUAUAUACCGAACCCCUGACCAUCCUGAAUUGGUAUUUAAAGCUGAUGAGGUCUAUACAAACCAGAUCAAACCGUACGUUAGUCGCUCAACUGACCAUCGAUUAGCCAUCUCAGAAAGCAAUAAUACCAAUGGAGUACUUGUAUCAGCUGCACCGGCGGCAAUAACUGAUCCAUCUUUUAUUAUAAUGAAUAGAGAUGCUCCAACUGAACCUAGAAAAUCAGAAUGCCUUGUACAUAUUGACACGUUUAGGGUAUGUAGAAAUGAUUUGGUUCAGCUAGACAAUUCAGAAAGCAAUGCCCUUGAUGUCGAACCCUGGGGGGUGACAUCUCACAAAUAUGGUUACCCCAUAAGGACAGUUGAUUUCGUUGGCCGUGCCCAAAUUCAAAACAAAAAAAGAAUUGAAAAGGUCCUUGUGUGUUAUCCUCAUGUAGUUCAAAGGAAUGUGGUUGUUCCUAAGAAAUGUGUUGUCCCUUUGAGCAACAUUCCGAUUUUUGCAAAAUCGACUUGCAUGUCACUGUGUGUCAUUGGUUGGGAAAUUAUCGUUAACCAUCUUAAAAUGAAAAUUUCAGCCAUUUACAUGUGUGGAUUUGAACAACACAAAGACCUCGGUCACGUUCUACGGAGUCUUCUUGAAGCAUCUCGUAUACAAAUUGUAAAGGAUAUCGAAAAGUCAAGUCAUGUAAUUAUUCUCGUUGACGACAAACUUUCCAAAGAAGACAUUCAAAAGAUGCGAAUGGCUGAAACACUGAGGCAAAUCGUUGUUAUAGAAACAAUAAAUUCAACCAAAUACAGUAACGUUGUUUGCCAGUCUCUCAGCCAUAAGUCAGAUAUAUCCAUUUUACAAACACUACUGGUGCUCAGUCCAUACAACUUACAGCGAAACCUUGGAAAAGUCAUUGAUUGGAUAAAAUCUGUAAAACCGAUUCUGAGUAGACUUCAAGUCCACCAACUUACAGAAUCAUCAGAUUUCAAUGCCCUCAAUGAUCGUGAUGCUGACAAUGAAGCCAUUUAUGUCUGUAACUUAAAACAACGUCUCCGCGAGGAUGGAUUAUCGGGGAAGCAUUGUCUCAGAGGAAAAUGGCGAAGUAAUUCAGAGAACAACACACUUGGAGAACUGAACGGAGACGUUUAUUCAAUUCAAGAAUGUACAAAGUCAUUUGAACAGUUGCCACGAAGUUGCGAUAACAAUAACCCAGUGAUUGGCAAUUCAGUGAGUCAAUGUUUCCCGGUUUAUGUUGGACAAGAGUAUUUAUUUAGACCAGAUGCAGCUUACAUCCACGUGGGGGGCACAAGUGGCCUCACAGCAGAAUUGAUAAAACAUAUGGCAGAAAAGAGAGCUGGCUAUCAGAUUGUUCUGUCAAGGUCCGGUGGGAAGAAAACUGAGGAAAUGAUCAAUAUCGAACGUGAAUUUGGUGUCAACAUUAUUACUCUUACUGCUGAUGUCACCAAAUUAGAUACACUGCAUAUUGCGGUUGGGGAUUUCAAUCAACUUCACCCUGGAGUACCAAUUAAGGGAAUAUUUAAUGGAGCAGUCAUUCUUGACGAUGGACCCUUAGCGACUAUGGACGAGACAAAGUUCCAAGGGCCGACAAAACCUAAAAUACAAGGUUCGUGGAAUCUCCACCUGUUGUCAUUGGGUAUGGAUUUAGAUUUCUUCGUGAUGCAUUCUUCAAUGGCAUCAAUAUUUGGAAACCCUGGUCAGAGUAACUACUGUGCUGGUAAUGGUUUUCAAGAUGCCCUAUCACUUUAUAGACGGUAUCAUGGAUACCCUUCUUUGACAAUCAAUUGGGGAGCUUUGGAUUUAGGAAUUCUGAAGAGCAAUUUGAGGGCUCAGAGCGUACUCAAGAAAGAUGGCAUAAACAUGUUAGAUGCUAGAUGCAUUGGCGAAUGCUUUGACUUUGCACUGACGGCUAAUCCCGAACAAAUUUCUUUUGUGAAUGCCAACUGGAAGACAAUAUUCAAAUCAAGAAAUAUCAUGUUAGGAAUUAUUGGGAGAAGAUUUGCCGAUCUGAUGAAAAUCCAUUCCCCGGAAACAUAUGAGAUUCUCUCAAAAGGCGCUCAAGCAGAGGAUGAAAGAGUCUCAUUAUCUGGUGAUCUCACGAAAACAAGAGGUGUUCGUGGAAAGUUGAAGAAUCUAUUGGCAAAAUUAGUGAUGACUGAUGAAGAUCAGAUGAACGACUCGACGUCAAUUGUAGAAUUCGGUAUAGAUUCAAUAGUUGUAGUUACUCUUCAGUCAGAUAUAUCGAAUACUUUUGGCGUAGAUAUUCCUAUUGUGGACCUACUGAGUGACACUACCACAAUUUCAUAUCUAGUAAAGAAAUUAGGUGGUGACUCUGAAGGUGACGAGACAGGUGAUGAAGUUCAAAUGUAUGACUUGACCCCUGACGA
This is a messenger RNA of Owenia fusiformis, 6791 nucleotides long. NCBI's taxonomy places the organism in Eukaryota, Metazoa, Annelida, Polychaeta, Sabellida, Oweniidae. The record is from the annotation of a GenBank genome assembly.